UUGGUCCGAAAGAUGUUCUGGACAGAUUUAAUAUUUCGGUAAAAAGCGAUCUUUCAGUUGGAAAGAAUUUUAUUGAUCAUCAAGCUAUAUAUGUUUGGUUCAAAUUCAAUCCAACUCAAGAAUCACCAUUCCAACAAUAUGACGAUCUUUUCAAUCUGGCCAUGCAUAAUAGAGAGUUGACUUCCAGAGGUGUGUCAACAAUGAAUGAAGUCAUAUUUUUCUACUAUACUCAAAAUUCAACUGGUUUAAAAGGUUACGUUAAAGGAUACAAAGAGAGUAUUGGGCAAGCAUUACUUAAAGCGAACGAGAAACACGACGUUGUUGCAAUUCUCCUAUCUCAAUUAAAACCGAAAUCGAAAGGAUAUAUUACGAUAUCGAAUAAAUCAUCGAGUGACCUUGGUCACUGACCCAGUCAUCAUGUCUGAAUUCUUUAGCAAUAAACUAGAUGUUGAAGCAGCAGUUCAAGCAGUAAAGAAACAGUUUUCAUUCAUAAAUACACCUUCAUAUCAAGAAAAUGGAGCCAAAUUUAUGCAUAUUCCAUUAGAAGAGUGUGAUCGUUUCGAUUUCCAAUCGGAUGACUAUUUUCGAUGCUACAUCAAAUAUUUUGGGGCCGGCAACAGCACUCAUCCAGUCGGAACAUCAAAAAUGGGACCACACUCAGAUCCAGAUGCUGUUGUUGAUCCACACUUAAAGGUCCGAAAUAUUAGGGGCUUGAGACAAGUAGAUGCGGGCAUUUUUCCAACUUCCUUGUAUGGGAACACAAAUGCAGCUGUUGUAAUGGUAGCAGAGAAAGUAUCCGAUAUGAUAAAGUUAGACUAUGGGUACAUCGAAACCGGUACCACAAUCAAUGCCAACCAAAAAAUUUCGUACAGUAUUUUACACAUCUUGUAGACAUGGUUAGAGUAUUCAUUGAGCAUUUUUUUUAA
Contarinia nasturtii (swede midge) is the source of this 926-nucleotide messenger RNA. Its product is annotated as glucose dehydrogenase [FAD, quinone]-like. Gene Ontology annotation, molecular function: oxidoreductase activity, acting on CH-OH group of donors; flavin adenine dinucleotide binding. The record is from RefSeq and is a predicted model, not a curated record. The transcript is spliced from 2 exons. Bases 418 to 891 code for a protein of 157 amino acids. NCBI's taxonomy places the organism in Eukaryota, Metazoa, Arthropoda, Insecta, Diptera, Cecidomyiidae.